Molecule: messenger RNA, 279 nt
Organism: Echinococcus granulosus
Lineage: Eukaryota; Metazoa; Platyhelminthes; Cestoda; Cyclophyllidea; Taeniidae
Exons: 1
Coding region: 1-279 (92 amino acids)
Source: RefSeq, a predicted model, not a curated record
AUGUGUGCCAAGGACAUGGCAGACAGGAGUCACUACGGCUGCGAACGUCAGAGACAGAGGUGCAACCCGCAGAAUCACUGUGUUGUGAUUCUACCUCACGACUUAUGUGGGGACCUGCUCGUUGAGAUUUGUCGUAUUCUUCCACAGUACACACUGUUGGGUUCACCCACUACCAGCGUUGACUGUCAUCCCGAUUUAUGCGUCCGGUCUGACUCACGAGGUGUACGCCGUGUGUUGGUAGAAGUAGAGGGACGCAUUUGCCACUUUCCACCAAUGUAG